Messenger RNA from Quercus robur (English oak), 867 nucleotides. Its product is annotated as CLAVATA3/ESR (CLE)-related protein 12-like. Lineage: Eukaryota; Viridiplantae; Streptophyta; Magnoliopsida; Fagales; Fagaceae. The record is from RefSeq and is a predicted model, not a curated record. The coding region runs from base 344 to 697 and encodes 117 amino acids. The transcript has a single exon.
UCUGCCUUUAAUGGCCCUCUGUUCCUUGAACGCUAAGGAAGUUUCAUUGGAAGUAGAAUGCUCGACAAUUCUGCCCCCUCUCCGCAUCAACUGGACCUUACAAAACUCUCUCUCUCUCUCUCAUAUAAUAAAAUACCCUAAAAUUUUUACCAGAGUCUCAUGGAAGCAAACACUCUCCCAUGUCAACUUUCUGCAACAUUUCUUAUGCUAGCCUAGCUCAUUCAAGCUGUCAUCAUAGCUUCCAAAACCUCCUUACUUCCUCUAAAAUCCCAAUCUCUCUCAUAAUUCACAUAUUCUCUCUCUCCAUGCACUUCCUUUCUUCUCUUCCAUUCUCUCCACCACCAUGGCUUUAAAGCUAAAUUCUCGUCUCUUUACUCUCAUUCUUUGGCUCUCUCUUUUCCUGUUAUUCUUUCAUGGCAUGUGGGUCACUUUCAAUAGCAAGAAUAAUAGAAGCAUCCACAACAACCGAAUACCUCUCUCUCAUCAAACUACUACUACUACUACUACUACUACUUUGAGUAACAGGAGAGUAUUGAUUAGCAAAAUCAACUUCUCCCAGUUCCUCCAGCACCAGCAGCAGCAGCAGCAGCGGCAUCACGUGGCUGCGCCGCCUGAAUCAGCUGGAACAGAGAUCGACCCACGUUAUGGUGCUGAAAAGCGCCUUGUCCCAACUGGUCCAAACCCUUUGCACCAUUGAGGUUUUUUCUCAUAUAUAUGCUUGAUGUUGUUGUAAUAUUCUUCUUCAUUCUUCCAAAAAGAAAAAGGAAAAAUCUGCUAAGGAUUAUUACAUUAUUACUUGUAUUGUAUCAUUUGUAAGUUUUUUUAUUUUAUAUAUACCUCAAACUAAGAAGUCCUAAUUCAGAUUUA